CCUUGACGCCUAAGGUUGAGGUUCAUAGGUUAAAGGCUAUACACGCUGCUCUACAUGUGUUGUUGUUUUGUCAUGCAUUGGUUGAAAUAAAGUGCAGUAACAUGGGGAAGAAUAAGAAGAACAAAACCAACGAAUCAGGAAAACAAGCGAACAAGACCGGUAAACAUCCAAGUGAUACUAAGCUCAAACGAGAUGAUAAACCCAAGAAAGCCAAACAACAGGACCACCUCAAACACAUCCCCUUCAGACUCCGAGAGAUAAUGAAGAGCAAGGAGAGAAUGAAAACGGGACCUUUGGGAUCCAAAAAGCUAAAAGAGGCCCCCUCCCCUAAAAGUAAGCCAGAGGAGGAUUCCCAGGAUGGAGACAUACCUGUGCCACAUUUCAGGAGGGGAAAGGACGAAAGUGAGAAAGCAUACCUGCAGCGCAUGGAGAGGGAGACACAACAUGUCCUCUUCCUCACCAAGAACCAAGUAGACAGAAAGCCUGAACUGGGUGCAGACAAGGGCAAGUCCGAGAAAAAGAAGGAGUAUGAUAAAGUGAGAUUACAGAGGCUACAGCAGAAAAAGUUGAACAGACAAGAGGACAUGAUGGAAAAAGAGAUGUUCGUAGAUCAUGUUCCCUUUGGGGAAGUUUCAAUGGCCCCGCCGUCUUUGAGCACCAAACCCAGGAAAGCUCAGGUCAAAUCUCAGAAGGCUUCAAAGGACCUGCUUCUCAACUCUCUCCUAGGCCACACAAUGGCCUCCACAGCCAAGCCCUCCAUGGCCAGACAGAGAAUCAUGGAGGAGGAGAGGGAGCGAGCAGUGGAGGCCUAUCGUCAUCUGAAGAAACAGAAGCAGCAGCAGCACGAAGCCAGGACUGCCAGUCUGAAAAAACUCAAGACCCCUCAGUGAUGUCUCGUGUCAUUCAACUCAGAGAAUUACAAUUCCUCAACUACAGUCAGUGUGAAAGAUUGCAGUGAAAAGUGAUGUUCAGAAACUGAGACAGAUCAUAAGAUAAACAUCAGCAGACUGUAUGUGUGUUACGUAACUCUGGAUCUGAUAUGCCUGUGGGGGAACCUACCAUACUGUAGCUAACUGUCAGGGAAAGGGGCAGACAUUUGCAUCCACAGACCAAAGAUGAGGUAAGUUAAACUACAUUCACCUGCCACUUUCAUGAUCUCAUGUUUAGUUCAAAAGAGAACUGGACAUUAUAAUGAUAAGUUUAACUCAUCACCCCCAACUACCAUGAAUUACAUACAGACAGGUUCCCUGUUGUUGAUUUCUCAUCCUGUGUAACUGUAACUGUGUUGGAUGUUCACUAGCAAAUGUUCAUUUAUAUUUACUGUUUUCAUUUUUCAUUUUUCCAUCUUAUAAGAUAGUAGGUAAUUACUAUGAUAUCACAAAUGAUGUCAUAGUAAUUACCUACUAUCUUACAUCACAAAUGAUGUCAUUGACAAUAAAACGAUCUCAUCAAAUUAUCUGAAGGCAAAUAUAAACCUCUGAUUGGUUUCUAUAGGUCCACUAGAUGGCAGUCCUCCUGUAGAGAGUUGGUUCCAUGGUUGUAUAGAGGACUCACAGAAUUAACUCACUCACUGAAUUAUUUUGGACCUUUUUUAAUGUAAAAAUAUAUUUUUGGUGGUACACUGUGCCAUAUUAUAUAUGUUGGUUUAUGGCUAGUUUAUGUGUGUAUUCAAUGAGUGGAACUGAGAGCAAUUUAUUACAGUAAAUAUAAAUAAAUAAAGUUAAAACAGUCUA
Seriola aureovittata is the source of this 1733-nucleotide messenger RNA. RefSeq names its product coiled-coil domain containing 137 (gene ccdc137). The coding region runs from base 102 to 890 and encodes 262 amino acids. The record is from RefSeq and is a predicted model, not a curated record. NCBI's taxonomy places the organism in Eukaryota, Metazoa, Chordata, Actinopteri, Carangiformes, Carangidae. The transcript has 6 exons.